ACGCAGGAGCGGAUCCUCCGCUGCGUCCCAUCAUCAUGUGGAUCGUUUUGGCGUUUCUGCUCAGCUCCGUCUCCCCCGGGGACAGCUGGGGGUGUCAGCUCCCCCACGACUGGAGACCCCAGACGGAAGCGUGCCGCGCGGAGCUGGCGGAGAUCAUCGUUUUUGCCAAAGUGCUGGCUCUGCACAAGGAGGCGUACAGUGUUUACAACUACCUGCCGUGGCAGCACGACACCGACCUGCUCUUCUCCGCCGAGAUCGAGCUCCAGUGCGACCAGGCGUGGGGCAGCAUGCUGGAGGUCCCCGCCGGCUCCAGGUUCAACGUCAGCGGGCUGGGAUACCUGCCGUGCGUCUCCUACAGCGUCACCAGCAACAACAACUACUACUUCUUUCUCAGGAUGGAUGAAAACUACAACAUGAUUCCUCAUGGAGUGAACUUCCAGGACGCCAUUUUCCCUGAUACCCCAGAGAACCACCGCAUGUUUGCCAGCCUCUUCCAGUUCUCUAACUGUACCCCGGGAACCCAAGUCCACAGUUUUACCCCGGAGUGGGAGGCGCAAGAGGACAGCCGGCUGCUGUGCUCCACGGUGCAGAAGGCUCUGUUUGAGGAGGAAGAGAGGGUCAGGACUCUGUCCCAGAAAGUGCGAUCCUUGGAGAAGGCCAACGGGCAUCUGAGGGAGAAGGUGAAGACUCUGAAGCGUCUGCUGCGCCAGGCCCAGCGAGACACAACCAAGGAGCAACAGACUGUGAGCCUCAAGCAGCACUACGAGCCACAGGGCCCGCACAGCCACCCCGAUCAGGACACCACCCAGGAACAAAAGAAAACUCCUCUGAAGAGGGCCCUCUCCAACAAGAUGAAAACCUAAAGUUUUGUGGCUGAAAAAAAUGAUCUAAAUUCAACAAAAAGGAACGAAACAGUACAAUUUCAAAGUUUUCUAUAUUUAAAAAUGUUUUUCUCUUUGAGUGCUGGACACCAUUAUCAAAAACGUUUUACCCGCUUGACUCUAAAAUCCAAAGUUUUGACAGAUUCUCCAAUCAACUUUUAUUUUGAAAUAAUUUUUAAAUUAAUGCAAAUUACAUAAAAUGUCUUUAGCAAAACAACUGUACUAAACAACAACAAUUUUAACUUGAAAAGUUUAAAGCAUUUUUGAGGUGUCGAUGGAAAGCCUAAAAUAUCAUUUUUUUAAGAUUUAAAGUAAAAAAAAAAAAGUGGAGAGGAAGUAGGUGCUAUGGGACAUCUCUGACUGGAUGAUGAUAUCCAGCUUCGCUUCAUGUCAAAUAACUUUCAGUUGAAAUGAUGGACUGACGUCAUCAUCCAAUCAGUGAUGUCCCCUAGUACAUACUUUUUUGUUUGUGAAAAAGAAAGUAAUUUACAGAAAAAAAAUGAAAUGUUAAAAGUGAUACGUGAUACUGAAGAUCCACAUGAUUCAAAAGCUGCCUCCAUCAUCUCUGGUCCAAUCACCUGUCCAGCACCACACCAUAGAAGGAUCAACAGAAAUGGACACACAGAGAUCCACAAAAAACCCAGAGGUCCCACUCUGACACAGAAAUAAAGCACAGAAAUAAACAGAACAACAUAACGGUCACAGCCCUACAUGCUGACUGUGGGGUCGUUCUCUGUUCGGCACUUUACAUACCCCUGAUGUUGUUGUUCUUCCCCCCCUGGGGCCUGAAAAGGGGUGGUUAAAGGUGGCUGAUUCUAGGGGCCCAGACUGUGGCCCCUAUUGCUAAUUUGCCGCUGUGUUAGGGGCCAAAAAAAAAUAUUUUCAUGGUGCCCAAAAUCCCUAGUGGCUCACCCCUAUCAAGAACAACUUUGGAUUUGUGCGUGCAAAAUUCUUGAUUUGUAACUCAUACAACACAUUUUGAGCACAAGUACAAAAACGACAAAAUUCAAAAAAAUGCUAAAUAUAAUUUACACAUGCACAGAUGAAAAUUACAACAGCUGGAAACUAACUACACACAGUAGUAUUUAAAAAGUAUGCACAAAAGGCUUGUUACGCACACUUUUGUGUGUGAGUAACAAGCCUUUUGUGUGUAAUUUUUAAAGAUUGUUUAAGUUGUGCACAUGUAAAUUGCAUUUUUUUUAUUUCAUAAUUUUUGUACUUGUGCAUUGUAUGAGUUAAUCAAGAACUACACACAAACAAAUUGGGGGGACACUAUUUCCUGGCCAUAUUCAACGACUGGCAGGCACACAGCACAGCCUGGUUUAGACAGAAAAAUGGCUCUGUAAACCAGAAGGAUUUCUUCCAGAUCCUUUUCAUGCACAACUUGUUUAUAAGUUCAGUUUACACAGAGUUUUUAAUUUGUCCUUUUAAAUAUAUUUUUACAUUUAAAAAGUGACAAAGUUUUACUUAAAGCUUUCUAUAAUCAUGUGACUACAUGUUUCAUUUUCUUCGGUUAAAAAAUGUAUUAAAAUAUAAUUUUUAUGAUGUAUGCCUUUUUGGAUGUUUGAUUAUUCAUGAACUCAAGGUGCUGAGCAUCUUGUAAAGUUAUGCUAGAAAACUGGUAUCAGAGCUGUAGAUUACAUGUAUCAUCAGUAUCUUUUGUUUAUUCAUUUGUUGUCAUCUAUCACUGCCCGUCGCAUCAUCAGCUCUGUAAUAACUGCUGCACAUCGUCUUGAAUAAAGUCAUUUUUACACGAA
Messenger RNA from Oryzias melastigma (Indian medaka), 2638 nucleotides. RefSeq names its product coiled-coil domain containing 3b (gene ccdc3b). NCBI's taxonomy places the organism in Eukaryota, Metazoa, Chordata, Actinopteri, Beloniformes, Adrianichthyidae. Gene Ontology annotation, biological process: negative regulation of gene expression. Gene Ontology annotation, cellular component: extracellular region. The record is from RefSeq and is a predicted model, not a curated record. Bases 36 to 863 code for a protein of 275 amino acids. The transcript has 3 exons.